Molecule: messenger RNA, 1248 nt
Organism: Staurois parvus
Lineage: Eukaryota; Metazoa; Chordata; Amphibia; Anura; Ranidae
Source: the annotation of a GenBank genome assembly
CAUCUUCCAGCAGUCAGCAUGGAGGCAGACACAGAAUCACACAUGUCAGAUGGAUUCCAGGUCCUGCUGAGUGAUCAGAGGAAGGAGGACUCUCCGCAUUGUCCUCAUGGCCCAACACUAUUAUUUGUAAAGACCGCAAAAGGGAAGGAAGAUGGUAGGAGAUUCUAUGCCUGCUCAGCCUGCCGAGAUAGAAAAGACUGUAAAUUCUUCCAGUGGGCAGAUGAAAAGGUCACAGAAGCCAAACUGGAAGCUAGAGAAGAAUAUAACCGUAGUUGUCAGCCUCCUAUGUCCCAUGACCAGUACAUGAUCAGGUUUCAAGAGUUCAUCGGGCUUCCUCUGGCAAAGAGGAAAUUUUGUCAAGACUGCCAGCAGCUAUUGCUGCAUAAUGAGUGGGAGGGACAUUCGGGUCAUCAUAUUGUUGGUGAUAUUUCUGUAUCCCAAUUGAGGAGACCCAGUCAGCUGCUUCAUCCACUGGUGAACAAGAAGAGCAAUGCACAGUACCUAUUCACGGACAGAAGCUGCUCAUUCCUGCUGGAUACCAUCAUCAGCCUGGGCUACAGACGAGUCCUAUGUGUGGGUACACCAAGAUUACAUGAAUGGAUCAGACAUCAGGCUUGUGAAGGUUCCAAGCUGAAAGUAAAGAGUCUCUUAUUAGACAUUGAUUUCAGGUAUUCCCAGUUCUACAGCAAAUGUGAUUUUUGUCACUACAACAUGUUUAACCACCAUUUUUUUGGUGGAGAGGCUCCGAAGGCUUUAUGCCAGAGUUUCCUGCAGGAAGAUGACGGAGAAGGAAUUAUCAUGGUGACUGACCCACCAUUUGGAGGUUUAGUAGAACCAUUAGCUUUCAGCUUUAAGAAAAUGAGUGAGAUGUGGAGAACACCAUCAAACACAGGAGGUUCCAUUGAGCUGGCCACGUUUUGGAUUUUUCCCUACUUCUUUGAGCCCCGUAUUUUGCAGUCUUCUGCUGGGUUCAGCAUGCUGGAUUAUCAGGUGGACUAUGAUAACCAUACUGUAUACAAACAUGGAAAGACUGGAAGGAAACAGUCACCGGUCCGUAUUUUCACCAAUCUUUCACCUGAAAAAAUUGUGCUACCAGCAAGUGAAGGCUACAGGUUCUGUUCACUGUGCCAGAGAUAUGUGUCCUCUGAAAAUAAGCACUGUGAAACCUGCAACACUUGUCCCUCCAAGGAUGGCAGACAGUGGAAGCAUUGCUCCUUAUGCAAUAAAUGUGUGAAACCUUGUAAGUAA